This is a messenger RNA of Syngnathus typhle (broad-nosed pipefish), 4847 nucleotides long. It is a transcript of the gene rasa3, whose product is annotated as RAS p21 protein activator 3. The transcript has 24 exons. The record is from RefSeq and is a predicted model, not a curated record. Gene Ontology annotation, molecular function: GTPase activator activity. Bases 224 to 2728 code for a protein of 834 amino acids. Gene Ontology annotation, biological process: regulation of GTPase activity; negative regulation of Ras protein signal transduction; intracellular signal transduction. NCBI's taxonomy places the organism in Eukaryota, Metazoa, Chordata, Actinopteri, Syngnathiformes, Syngnathidae.
UGCUGCUGCUGCUGCGUGAACGACAGACAGAGAGAACUGUAGCGGUCUCCUUGUUCUCAAGCAGCCAGCGGCGGGUUGCUCGGCUCGGAGUGCGAUCGCAGCGAUGUGCGCGUAGAUGUGCAAAAACCUCUGGAAUAUCCCAUUGCUGGAGAAGCUGCAAGCGGCCAGCGUGGAGGACCGCGUCUGUUCAGCCGACUAAAGGGAACUGAGGGACGGCGAGAGCAUGGCGGUAGAAGAGGAAGGUCUGCGGGUUUUUCAGAGCGUUAAAAUUAAAAUAGGAGAAGCUAAAAACAUCCCUCCGUACCCGGGGCCAAACAGGAUGAGGGAUUGUUACUGUACUGUCAACCUGGAUCAAGAAGAAGUCUUCAGGACCAAGAUUGUGGAGAAGUCGCUGUGUCCCUUCUAUGGAGAGGACUUCUAUUGUGAGAUCCCACGUAGCUUCAGACAUCUCUCCUUCUAUAUCUUUGACAGGGAUGUCUUCAGGAGGGACUCGAGUAUUGGUAAGGUUGCGGUGAAGAAAGAAGACCUGCAGAAAUACCACGGGAAAGACACCUGGUUCCAACUCCAACCUGUCAGCGCUGACUCAGAAGUGCAGGGAAAAGUGCACCUGGAGCUCCGUUUGAGUGAAGUCAUCACAGACAGCGGAGUCAUCAACCACAAACUGGCCACGCGAGUGCUGGAGUGCCAAGGUCUUCCAAUCGUCAAUGGGCAAUGUGACCCUUAUGCUGCUGUCUCGCUACUUGGACCUUCCAGGUCCGAAGCAAAGAAGACCAAGGUGAAGCGGAAAACCAAUAAUCCACAGUUUGAUGAAGUUUUCUAUUUUGAGGUGACACGGCCCUUAAGCUGCACAAAGCGACAAUUUGACGUUGAAGAGGAAGACGUGGACAAACUGGCUUUGAGGGUGGACCUGUGGAAUGCCAGCAACUUGAAGUUUGGUGAUGAGUUCCUGGGAGGUGUGCGGGUUCCUCUCAGAGUCUUGGGUCAAUUUGGAGUCCACGAUGCGUGGUACUAUCUUCAGCCCAGGGAAAAUGCAGGCAAGUCUGUGAAGGUAGAAGAGCUGGGAUCGCUACGCCUGAACAUCGUUUACACCGAGGACCACGUCUUCCCAUCGGAGCACUACACCCCGCUCCGAGAUUUGCUGCUGGAUUCUGCAAACGUACAGCCCGUGUCGGCGUCCACCGCAAAUAUUUUGGGAGAGGUGUGUCGGGAGAAGCAAGAAGCCGCAAUUCCGCUCGUGCGGCUCUUCCUCCAUUACGGCAAGAUCGUGCCUUUCAUCAGCGCCAUCGCACACGCCGAAGUCAACCGGACGCAGGAUCCCAACACCAUUUUCCGGGGGAACUCGCUCACGUCCAAAUGCAUCGACGAGACCAUGAAACUGGCAGGGAUGCAUUAUCUCCAAGUCACACUUAAACCAAUCAUAGAUGAGAUCUGCACAGAACACAAGCCCUGCGAAAUCGACCCAGUUAAGCUCAAGGAAUCGGAAAACCUCGACACAAAUAGGGAAAACCUUCGCCACUAUGUGGACCGUAUCUUCAACGUCAUCACCACAUCUGGCGUUCGCUGCCCCACUGUUAUGUGUGACAUCUUCUUCUCGCUAAGAGAGUCUGCUGCCACUCGUUUCCAAGAUGAAGACCAAGACGUGCGGUACACAGCAGUGAGCAGUUUCAUCUUUCUGCGUUUCUUUGCUCCAGCCAUCCUGUCGCCCAAUCUCUUCCAGUUACGCCCUCACCACCCGGAUGCCGCCACCUCCAGAACGCUUACCCUCAUCUCCAAGACCAUCCAGACGUUGGGAAGUCUUGCCACGUCAAAAUCUGCUAAUUUCAAGGAGACUUACAUGGCAGGAUUUUAUGACUACUUCAAUGAGCAGAAGUAUGCUGAUGCUGUGAAGAAUUUUCUAGACCUCAUAUCAACUUCCGGCAAGUGGGAUCAGAAGAGUAUUGAAACACCAAUCAUGCUCAAAGAGGGAUUUAUGAUAAAGAGAGCGCAAGGAAGAAACCGAUUUGGAAUGAAGAACUUUAAGAAGAGAUGGUUUCGUCUCACCAACCAUGAGUUCACUUACCACAAGACUAAAGGAGAGGGAGCUCUUUGCAGCAUUCCCAUAGAAAACAUCCUGGCUGUGGAAAGGCUGGAGGAGGAGUCAUUUAAGAUGAAAAAUAUGUUCCAGGUCAUCCAGCCAGAGCGGGCGCUCUACAUCCAAGCCAACAACUGCGUGGAGGCGCGAGAUUGGAUCGACAUCUUAACCAAAGUCAGCCAAUGCAACCGCAAACGUCUCAGCACCUAUCAUCCUUCAGCCUACCUCAACGGCCACUGGCUGUGCUGCAAGCUUUCUGCCGACACGGCGCCUGGCUGUACGCCCUGCACCGGCGGGCUCCCAGCCAACAUCCAGCUGGACGUGGACGGCGAUAGAGAGACUGAGAGGAUCUAUUCCCUGUACAGCACGUACAUGACCAAACUAAUCAAGAUGGAAGAGGCCUGCGGCAGCAAGUCGGUGUACGACGGACCCGAGCAAGAAGAAUAUUCCAGCUUUGUCAUUGACGACCCGCAGGAGACCUACAAAACUCUGAAGCAGAUCGUUUCAGCCGUGCAGACCUUGGAGCAGCAGCAUACCAAGUACAAGCGAGACAAGUUCAAGAAGACCAAGAUAGGCAGCCAAGAACAUCCAAUAGGGGACAAAAGUUUCCAGUGCUACAUCCGUCAGCAGUCGGAGAGCUCCACCUAUUCCAUCUGAGCGUCACUCUGGAGACUCCUUCUGUCAAGUUCACAAUCGGGCACGUUGGAGUCGACAGUAAACGCCUCGUGCUGAAUUCAGGGAAAUGACGACUUUUACGUUUCCUACGAGGGAAACGGAACCGCACAGGGCUGAGCUGAAGAUGCCAAGAUGGAUGGAGAAACUGACCUGGGAUCAGUUGUGACUGAAAAGGAACCGGAGUGGAGGAGGAGGAAGAAGUGUUCAUCCUUUCGGCGAUGUGACGAAACUUUUCACUGGACAGCUUUGACAGUGAACGAGACGCACUUUAAUCACCUCCGAAUCAAUGCACGAAUGAGACGUUUAAAAAAACAAAACUAUAUUUUACAGCUUUGAUUUAUAUAUGACGGCUGUUGUAAUGUUAUAUCGCAUUUCGCAGAUGGAAACUUCAGAAGGAGCAGUAUUUUCAAAUUUUUUUUUGAAAUAGCUCACCAAAAUGGAUUUCCGGGACCAAGUCUGGCGUGAGCGAGAUCACUGCCGUCGUUUAUCAUCCGUGCGCUGAACAGUCGCUGAGCUUUUAUUUGCCGUCGUGUUUUGAAGUCAAGCCCUGGCCGAGCCGCUUCAGUGAGAUUUGAACCCAAUUCAAAAACCUGAAAGGCGUUUCUGUUUUAUGUUUUAAAAACUGCCUCAGACGUUGGCUUCGCGUGACUUCGCUGUUGGAGGUCUCAGCCGUCAAGAUGGAGGUGGUGUCAAGCCAUCCGAUCGUUUUUAUCGACCAUAUGUACACCAAUCGUUUCGUUUAGACCAUUUACUCAUGACAAGUCAUGAACAAACAAGUGAUGGGAAAACGAAGCUUCAAAUUUGCUUCACGAAACAGUUUUUUUUACCGCCUCUAGAUGGCACUGUUGGCUUAAAGAAAGGUUUUUAAUAAGUGCCAAGGUAUUGUGCUUUGUGCAGAGAGCGCCAUCUACAGGAGUAAAAAAAAAAACACAGCAACUGGUUCAUGAAGCAAAUCUGAACCUUCAUUUUCCCGUCACAACGUCAUUAAGCAUUUUUUUCAGUGGACACAAUUUCAACAGCGUUGAAUGAUUUCAUCCACACAUCUACUACGUGAUCCAUUUUCAGUCCAGGUUUGAUGACAGCAAACAUUGUCCUGAAACGAUCAAAUUAGACACAUGGCGCAGAUCUCAAGUCACUGAGAUUUGUCUUUUAGCUUUACUCUUGAUGAACUCUUCUGACAUUCGACCCAUUUCAAGUUAUCGUGAAACGGGCGCCAUUGUUACAAGCUGCCUAAAAACUCGGUUUUAGCAACAAUACCUGUGUCGCCAUGGAAACACAGGCCUGUAGUGUCAAAUGGAUUUGAGAUGCUGCCAAGCUUCAUCAGCACCUCCUAUUCCCUCAAAGGUACUGAGCGCUUUUUAAUCUUGCUAACACUUGUGUAAGUUGUCCUUGCAACAUCUCUUUGUUGAAUUCAUAAUUGUAAUGACUUUUUCUUGCCAAAUCAGUGCGCGUGUCAUCACAGCAGACUGAUGUCACUUCUUUGUCCAAUAGACACCAUUCACAAGCUUCUUUUUUUUUGUCCUCAUAUCUUCCAAUUGUAAGCACCUCCGUGGUGGUCAGUGCCAGUCUUUUUUUUUUUUUAAUAUAAAGUCCUCUAAAAAACAAAACAAAAAAAAACUGAUGCAUCAGAUGUGUUUUUAUAUAUAUAUAUAUAUAUAUAUAAAUGUGAUGUUGGGUAAACUUUUUAUGUUAGCUGUUUCUAUGAAUUUGUGGCUGUCAUACAAACAUCUCGCUGUGCUUCUGAAGUGUGUUCAUGUGUGUGUGUGUGUGUGUGUGUAACUGACAUGCCAAGUGAAUUGACCCAGUGUUAGCGGUGAGAAGGCAGCAUGCCAGUUGUCAACUAUAUUUUUGAAUAGCUCACUGCCAGGAAUAAUACUCAGAACAGUACGCCAACUGUCUGGUAUUGUUCUUGUUUUUCUUAAUAUGUUGAACCUUAGUUCUUUCUCAUGAAACUUAAUUACGUCUCCCCAAACUUGUGUCCACUAAACUCCUCAGGUUUGGAAUGUUAACCACACAACCAAGCCCAUUCAGUUGCUUUUUUUUUUUUUUGAACCUUGUAAACAUCAGCUUUGGGGAAGAGUCAUUCAAGUAACGGCAAUUU